AUGGAUCGGAAAAUUCUUCUUUCACCGUACAUAAGGCCGUAUUUUUACACUCAGCCACCACUUCCUCCGCCGCCACCACCACCGUUUAUUCAAGCCGCCUCUUCCGGUUCAAAUUUCAACGACAAUGUGAGUCCAAGUGUUCUGCUAAUCAUCAUUAUCCUCGCCGUUAUAUUCUUCAUCUCCGGAUUGCUUCAUCUUCUUGUUAGAUUUCUUAUAAAACCAUCAAAUAGAGACCCAGAUGAAUUCGACAAUGUGACUGCUCUUCAAGGUCAGUUACAGCAACUCUUCACUCUCCAUGACUCCGGCGUUGACCAAUCCUUCAUCGACACGCUUCCUGUUUUCACUUACAAAUCAAUAAUCGGUUUGAAAAACCCUUUUGAUUGUGCUGUGUGUUUGUGCGAAUUCGAAGGGGAUGAUCAGCUUAGAUUAUUGCCGAAAUGUAGUCAUGCUUUUCAUAUGGAUUGUAUCGAUACAUGGCUUUUAUCUCAUUCCACUUGCCCUCUUUGUAGAAGCAAUUUGCUUUCUGAUUAUGCUCCAAACACUUAUCGUUCGCCAUUUGUUCUUGUUCUUGAAUCUGGAAGUAACGAGAGUUCUCGAGAGAUUGUAGCCGAGCCCACAAUUCAAAGGGCGAGUUCUCGUUUUAGUGUUGAUGAAUCCCAAUCCGAAUCCGACCCUGUUAAUUCUGGUCAAAACGAGGUGAAAGAAGAGGAGAAUAAGGAAAAAGUUGUUACAGUUAAGCUUGGGAAGUUUAAGAAUGUGGAUGGUGGAGGCGGCGGUGACGGCGGUGGCGAGAAGAGUAACAUUGACGAAAGAAGGUGUUUUUCAAUGGGUUCUUUCGAGUAUGUGAUGGAUGAUAAUUCAUCUUUACAAGUUUCCGUUAGAACUCAAGUGAAGAAACUAUCUCACAAAAAGUCAAACCUCCCAAUCACCCCUGGUCACCGGCCGGCGAUAUCUGAAUGUGGCGGCGAUUCAAGACGAGAUUUCAAAGAUUUUGAAGCAUAUAGAGGCGGCAGUAUAAUGAAAGAGAGCUUUUCAGUUUCCAAGAUUUGGCUUAGAGGGAAAAAAGAGAAGCCAGAUUCAACACCAUCGGCGGCCAUUGAGCCACCAUCAACCACCACUUUCUCCCUACAGUUUUUGCUCCGGCAAAAUGUCGCCGGAGAAGAAGCAAAGGUUUCUGAGAUGGGAUGUGACAAUCAUGAAGUACAGAGUUGUCAUAGUCUUGAUUUACCAACAUCAACAUCAAAUCAACCGUCUUUUGCAAAAAGGAGUUUGCUUUGGCUUAUGGGCAAGAAAAACAAGGUGGUGCAUUCAUCUUCUUCGUCAAUGAAUGUUUGA
This is a messenger RNA of Lactuca virosa, 1335 nucleotides long. The record is from the annotation of a GenBank genome assembly. NCBI's taxonomy places the organism in Eukaryota, Viridiplantae, Streptophyta, Magnoliopsida, Asterales, Asteraceae.